AUGGAUUCGACCAGCGACACCACUAUCAAGGCCAGCAAGGCAGGACGUCCAGUCCUCCUCUCCUUCGCCGAUAUGCCGGACUGGUUUCAACGUGAUAACAACAAGUGGAUUCUCCAUGGCUACCGACCGAUUUCUGGAUCUGUUCGCAUAUCCUUCCGCAGCUGGUCAUACGUUCACAAUGAGUCAGUCAACAUCUAUUCACACCUCAUUCCAGCGGCUCUCUUCCUGUUCGGCGAGUGGGGUGUCCAGCAGUAUCUCACUCAGCGAUACCCCGGAGUCGCGGCUGCCGAUCGCAUUGCCUUUUCCAUCUUCAUGGUCGCGGCCGUGACCUGUCUGUCAUUAUCAGCGACCUACCACACCUUGCUGAAUCACUCCCAACACAUGGAACAUGUUUGUCUGCGGCUGGACAUGCUGGGCGUCGUGAUAUUCAUACUUGGCGACCUCGUCUUGGGAAUCUAUGUGAUAUUCUGGUGCGAGCCUCUGCCUCGCAUUAUAUACUGGUCCUUGGUAUCGAUCUUUGGCACCUUGACCAUCGUCAUGACAUUACAUCCCAAGUAUCAGGGCAACAAAUACCGUACAUUUCGAGCUUUGAUGUUCGUGGCAACUGGCAUGUGCGGCGUUGCGCCCUUGAUCCAUGGGUUUUUUGCGUUCGGCACGUCGCAGAUGAUGAGAAAAGCAUUCCCUUACACCAUGGCGAAAGCAGGCUGCCUACUUUCCGGGGUCUCGUUCUACGCAACCAGAUAUCCCGAAAGCAGUUAUCCAGGCAAAUUCGACCUCUGGGGCUCCCAUUCGAUCUUCCACGUUCUGGUGGUUUGCGCGGCUGUGGUCCAGCUCGUGGGUUAUCUGGACGCCUACGACUACGCCCACGCUUAUUUGACUUGCUCCUCUCCGUGA
Zymoseptoria tritici IPO323 is the source of this 894-nucleotide messenger RNA. RefSeq lists its product as uncharacterized. Bases 1 to 894 code for a protein of 297 amino acids. Gene Ontology annotation, molecular function: signaling receptor activity. NCBI's taxonomy places the organism in Eukaryota, Fungi, Ascomycota, Dothideomycetes, Mycosphaerellales, Mycosphaerellaceae. The record is from RefSeq and is a predicted model, not a curated record. Gene Ontology annotation, cellular component: membrane. The transcript has 3 exons.